This is a messenger RNA of Vitis vinifera (wine grape), 2997 nucleotides long. RefSeq lists its product as uncharacterized. The record is from RefSeq and is a predicted model, not a curated record. Bases 23 to 913 code for a protein of 296 amino acids. Gene Ontology annotation, biological process: fatty acid metabolic process. NCBI's taxonomy places the organism in Eukaryota, Viridiplantae, Streptophyta, Magnoliopsida, Vitales, Vitaceae. Gene Ontology annotation, molecular function: oxidoreductase activity, acting on the CH-OH group of donors, NAD or NADP as acceptor; NAD+ binding. The transcript has 5 exons.
UCGUAGCCGGGACUCGGGAGGCAUGGCAGAGGUCAGGAGCAUCGGAGUGGUGGGCGGCGGUCAGAUGGGUUCGGGAAUCGCCCAACUCGCCGCCGUGCACGGCGUCGACGUUUGGCUUCACGACACCGACGCCGAGGCUCUUACCAGAGCCACCAAAUCCAUCUCCACUUCCAUCCAACGUUUCGUCUCCAAAGGACAGCUCUCUCAGGAAGUAGCUACUGGUGCUCUGCAACGUCUACGAUGUACCUCAAAUUUGGAGGAACUUUGUUCUGCAGAUGUUAUAAUUGAAGCAAUCGUUGAAUCUGAGGAUGCCAAGAAAAAAUUAUUUUCUGAAUUAGAUAAGCUUGCAAAGGGUUCUGCCAUUUUAGCAUCUAAUACAAGUUCUAUUUCCAUUACUCGUCUAGCUUUUGCAACUAGCAGACCAUGCCAGGUUAUUGGUAUGCAUUUUAUGAAUCCUCCUCCUAUUAUGAAACUGGUUGAGAUUGUGAGAGGUGCAGAUACAUCAGAAGAAACUUUUAAUUUGACAAAGGCCUUGGCAGAGAGGUUUGGCAAGACUGUGAUAUGCUCUCAGGAUUAUUCUGGGUUCAUCAUAAACCGGGUUCUAAUGCCAAUGAUUAAUGAAGCAUUUUUCACACUCUAUACUGGGGUGGCAACAAAGAAGGACAUUGAUACAGGAAUGAAGCUGGGAACAAACCAUCCAAUGGGUCCUUUAGAGCUUGCAGAUUUCAUUGGUUUGGAUGUCUGUUUGUCAAUAAUGAAAGUUCUUCAUGCUGGCCUAGGGGACAGUAAAUAUGUUCCCUGUCCUCUUCUCCAGCAGUAUGUUGAUGCAGGUCGCCUUGGGAGAAAACGAGGAAUUGGGGUUUACAACUAUCGUAAAGUAACAGGAGCAACCAACCUAUCAUCUCGAAUUUGAACCUUCGGCAUUUUGAGAUUAUUGAGCUACUCAACAUAAUGCCUUUGUAAAUAAUGCUUUUGUAUAUUUGAUCUGUCUUAAGAUGAUAUGGGCAACAAAUGCCUACGAUGUCAAUUACAGAAACCAACAGAAAAAGGAAGGAGGUCCUCAAGCAAAACCAGCAUUUGGAUAAAAAGUAACACAAACUUGGUGAAGCAAACUUUUCAAGAAGAAUAUUCAAGUUGUUGUUUAAGUGUCUAAAUCCUUCAUAACUCAACCUUCAGGUAUGUUGACUCGGUUCAAAAGGAUCCAAAGAAGGGGUGUACGUAUUGGGAUAGGUAUGUUGGUGAUCUUCUACCAACCAAGUUUCAUCAAUACCUCUUGGAAUCUUUGCUCACAUCCUUUUUCAAAUAUAUGUAAUUAAAAAUUAUUUCAUUUAUUUUAAUUCCUCCAUAUAAAAAUAAAAUAAUUUAAAAUUAUAUAAAUUUAUAACUAAUUUUAAUUAUAUUUAUUUUUUUAUUUUAAAAAUACAAGAAUAUAAACUUUUUGUGGUUUUGCUAAGUUUAUAUUCAUCGAAGCUUGAAGCAUUGAAAAUUAAGACUUCAGGCACACCAUGUGCCUUGCAAAUUAGGACUAUGUCUUUGUCUUCAUAGUCUACCCUUUCGGAUGCCUUUAAUAUGGCAUUAAGGACAAAUUUGGCCUCCUAAAAUUCACCGAAGUCAAGUGUUAGGAAAUCAUUCUUCCUUGAAAUUAUAUCCAAAUGCAACUAUGAAAGUCCCUUUUUCCAAAAGUUGUAGGCCAGUGUGAGGCCAAUAAGUCAAUCCCUGAUACAAAAUUGAUGAUUGAUUUGCAAUCUUGUCAAUUAAGGUAAUCUUCAUUAACUUACGGGUUAAGAUUUGUCUAUCUCAAAACACGAUGAUAAAUGAGCAAGAUGAAAAGGUGAAAAACAUAAUUGCGUUUAGAUUCUUGUUGAUUAGCAAAAGUUUUAAUACAAACAUGUUAAUGUAAAAACAUAAGUGUAAGACCAAUCGUAUGCAAAAAUACAUAAAAUUUUAAUACAGUUCAAUCUACUAUGACUAUAUCCACAUAUAAGAAAGAUUGUUUUACUAUAUUGUAAAGAAUAUUAUAAAUAAUACAAAACAAACAUUUUAUAGUAUUUCAUUUUAUUUAUCCACAUCUUGAAUUAUUGGUCUUCUCACUUUAUUUUAUCUACCAUACGUAAUUUUCACGGUUCAUCUAUCUUCAUCUCAUAAUUUUUUCCCCCUCUUGUCAAAAUCUCGUGGUCUAUGAAAAUUGAACGUAAGAUCAAUGUUUCAUACUGCUUGCCAGCCCUGCAAUCUUGUGAUAGAGACAAAGAAUUCGAAAAGGAGUCCUCUUUUUUCAAUGGAAAUGGCCAACCAUGUGACACAAAAGUAGAGCCUAUUGAAGAGUGCAUUAAGUUCAUUGCUGAGCAUGGGUAGCCCCACCACAUGACCUCCCCCCCCACACCCUAAAGCUGGCAUUAUUAUGCAUGAUCUUUAUUUCUGAAAGUGACUGAAAUGGAAUCCAAUUGAUAAUCAAUAAACAAACAAAUUAUUAAAAAUAAAUAAAAAAGGAUGGGAAUGGAGAUAAGAGUAGGAUCUAUAACUUCAAUUCCUUCCAAUACAAACUGGUUUCCGGCUGCAUUUUGAGUACUGCAGGGAAGGCAGCAGAACUGCAGAAGCCAUGAAGUUCUUGUUUCAGUGCCCAUGUUGCUCUUGUUUCUGCUUCAUGAAGCCCAAGAAGGGGAAACCAGCAGUGAAGCAAGCAGCCAAUGCAGCAACUGAAGCUACAAAGGAAUCUAAGGUGGAGACGAAGGUAGCUGCCAAAGAAGCCAAGGCAGACUGAUAAUUAUAUGACUAUAUCAACACCCCAUCAGCCAAUUAUCAGAAUGGAAACUAUUCUGAUUAGUAUUUAUUUUUCUUCUUCUUCUUCUUCUUCUUCUUCUUCAUCUUUGUACUGAAUUGUAUGGAGUUUGAUCUUAUGGAAAUGCCCACCUCGAGAUCCCUUCAGAACUGUCUCUUUCCUCUGGUUGUCAGUGCUACUGCAUAUUCAAAAAUAAAUUGUGAUUUUGACCAAUUUGCCUA